Alternaria alternata is the source of this 2067-nucleotide messenger RNA. RefSeq lists its product as hypothetical. Lineage: Eukaryota; Fungi; Ascomycota; Dothideomycetes; Pleosporales; Pleosporaceae. The record is from RefSeq and is a predicted model, not a curated record. The transcript is spliced from 2 exons. The coding region runs from base 115 to 1683 and encodes 522 amino acids.
CCAUCCCAAAGCAGCGCGCCGUAACCCCGACGUGCUGGCUGCACUUGGGUAUGUGAUCCUGGUAACUCGCGCGCCAUUCACGUCACAUCCCGACCGCCAAAAGAACCAACAACUAUGCACGACCUUAAACCCCUCCAGCUUCCCAAGCUUGUUGCAGCCCGCAAGUCUUCCAAAAGCUCACUCAACAUGUACGACGACCCGACUGCAUCGAUUUAUUCCAAUGCCGACUCGGGUUUCUACUCGGCUUCGGAAUGCUCGACACCGCCAACGCCAAGUCAAUACACGCGAGGUCACUUUCGCUUUCCCAGCUCGGCUUCGUCACUGUCAUCGAGCCCGCCCACCUACGAGCCCACCGAGCCUCCCAACAGCUCAGGCAAGCUACCCAAGCUUACCGAAGAGCCUCUUGAGCGUGAGUACGACUACGGUAGCGAAGAUCCGUACCGUUGCUCUUGCGACGCCGGCGGUACCUAUGGCCACGCGCAAGACUGCAGGAUAUCCAGAGCCUACGAGCCCCAAGACGAGUACUUCACUACCUGCGACUCGGAACUGCGACUGGCCAAGCGACGAAGGUCCUUGGAAGCAUCCGCGCACAGCAUCGCCGGCAAGCUCGAGAGGCGUUUUCCCUCGCUGUCGCGCAAAGUGCGCGAUCGCAGCUCGACUCUCAGCAAAGUUUCACGCAGCGCUACCCCCUCAAGAGUACCUUCUACUCGAUCCUCAUCGCUCGCUGGCUCAAUUUACCAUGUCUCGACCGUCGAUCUCCCAGAGGACUACGUGUCGCCAACCUCUACACCAGCCCUCACAAGCAGGGAGCAUUUGAGUGAUGAUGCGCCUACGCCAAUGGCCAUCGACGUCAACAAGGCCAAUGCCAUGGAAAUCGACCCCGAGGAGGUGGAGCGGGAGCGCUAUGCCACGACGCCAUUAUUACCCCCAUUGCUUGUGAACUGCCGGAACAACGACCUACCAGCAUCUUCGCCCCUGCAGUCGCCAGCAGUUGCAGAUGCGACUCAAUCCAUGGGCCCGACUCCAGCCGGCACCCCACCAAUGCGCACUUACCCUACUCCUCCCCUCUCUUCCAAAACAUCCUUUGCGUCGAUCAGAGCACCAAAUGCCGGAUACAUGGUCCCCUCAUCCGACAUUCCCCCUCUAAUGCUCGCCAACCCACAGGACAAGUGGGCCAUGGAGUUAGGCCAUGCGAACUUCACCAUCCUGCCAGAGCCUUAUGUCCCUGAGGUCUGCACCGCAGCGUCUAUUGAAGAACACCUUGCCGAAUGGGCGCAAGCGCGGCGCAACUACGCAAAACAUCAAGUGCGAACUGCGGAACACUACGGAGUGACAUCCAGACACUAUCUUCUUACCGAGCAAAAGUGGGCUGAAAUCGAUGCCGAAUGGAAGAAGAACCACGAUCUGGCCAAGUCACAUGCGGCUGCUAUCGGUCAAGAGCUCGCCCCGAGCUCACCCACGGAGCCAGGACCCCUUAGCAAGAUGCCAACGCUACAUGACCCUAAGAGCGAGGGCAAGUUCCCCAAACUCGGCGAUGAGGACAUUGUCGGCCCCAUGCAACAGGCGGCCGCACUACUACCGAAAACACCUUCGCGCAAGCGUGCCUUUUUCAAGUUCCUAAGCGACCUACGGUUCCCUGGUACCUUCCUCCGUCGCUCCUCGGGUGGUGUCCGGGGCCACUAGACCCCAUUCUGCGAUAACGGAGAAUCCUUUUCCUUUUCAUCUUGUCGAUAAUUGCGUGCGAUUAAUAUUUCUAUCCUGCGCACAAACCUUGUACUCUUACUCCCCCUUGUGUUUUUUAGACCCAAGGGGCAUGUUCUACGAAAGUGUACGACUGUAUGACAUAAGAUCUCGGUCCAUCAUUGGAGCCACGACCAUACGGCUCUUAUCACAGAGUCACGAAUUUCCUUUGUCGAUACAACCAUUAUUAGAGAGGCUUUUCUUGUCUUGCGCAAUACAGUGGUCUGUCUGCACUGCGCUUCCCUUCAAUGGGAUUACUGUUUGGUGUUUGGGCGGUCAAAAAAGGAUGCAGGGGUUCUGCAUCUGGCGAUAAAAGCGAGCAUCAUC